AAAGAAGGUUGUUGAGCAAGUAAUCCGAUGGUUGUUACUUGUUACCGACGAAAUGUGAAAUUACCGGCCUUGCCCUUUCCCCUUGGCGGCAUAUUUAUGCCAAAUCCGUAUUAAAACUUUGUUUUCAAAUUUCCACUCACAUUCUCCGCCACUUUUCCGAUCAGGAGGGCCUUGGGUAUACAAUGUAUAAGGGAGCUUCAAAGAAGAGAAAGUUGCCUGAAAGAAACUUUGAUAUUGAUUUAUGCAACACAAGGGACAAGACAGCGCAAAAUUUUCACCAGAAUAAUUCUGGAGCUGUAGAAACUGGUGUUUCUUCGGAAGAAUUUGUUUUUACUUCACUAAAAGCAACUACUAAAGAUCCUUCUCGUUCUUUUGAGUUUUAUGUCUGGUCAGAUGAGGGAAUUAACCUUUGUAUUGAUUUAAAUUCAUCCCCAUCAGAUUGGAGUAACAGGUACAGAAAUGAGGUAUGUGUGAGCCUGGACAAGAGUGCGAAAAAAGAAUUUAGGAGUCUUUGGCAGGAUCUUGGUUGCUUAGGAGGGAGUUCUACACAAGGAAAAAAUUCCUUUCUGUGGAGUGCAAAUUCUGUCUGCUUUGAUGAUUGUAAUGGGCAGACCAAAUCUUCCCAAAUCUUGAAGUUGGCAAAAGAUGUUACAGGGCCCAAUCAACAGAAUAAAGGUGGCCUUCCUUCAAUAUAUGAUUCAUUAGCUCCAUGCAGCAUGCCUGUAAAUGUGGAAAACAAUGUAAAUGAAAAUAAAUCCACUGCCUCAGCGGAACUGACUGUAAAUGUAGCAGAGAAUUUAAAGAAAUAUGAAUCAACUGUCUCAGAUGAAGUUAGUUUUGGUGCACCAAACAAUUAUAUUUCUGGUGCUAAAUCUUGCAGUAAAGAAGUGCAUAAGAAAAUCCUUGAUUUAAAUGCUACUAAUACUCCAUUCAUUAAGUCAAUAUGUGGUUCAGUUGGCAACUCAUUGUCAGAUCCUGACACACUAGGGCAGAAAAAUUCAAAGCCUAAUAAUGAAAUUUUUGAAGUUUGUGCUAUGCUAAAUGGUUCUUGCCCUGUGAACCCUGAUAUGAUGUGUCCUGGAGCUUUGUUAAGCGAUUCUUUGGAGGUAAAAGUUUCAGAAGUUACAAGUUGUCAUAAAUAUCUAUCACUUUCACACUCUGAAAAUAAUGGAUUCCUGGAUUUAAGUGAUCCUAAGAACGCUUCAGAUGUGGAACGGGGUCUACUAGUCAACUCAAGUGAGCUUAAUUUGGACACUAAUGGGAAGAAUCUCCCAUCACUAACUGAAGAAUGGGAGGUGGUGGGCAAAAAUGUGAAUGGAAGGGAGAGUUCAGAAUACUCCCAAUUUGAUGACCCGCCUAAGAAGUCUAGUCAAGAGUGUAGUGAUCAGAAAUCUGGAGUGAAACUUCGCCAAAAGAGGAAACACAUACACUCUGAGGCUAAAAGUUCCAGCGAUAAACCUGUUGCGAUGUUCUUAAGAAGCAUGAAGAAUGCUAUGACAGUCCAGCCUAGAAGGUCCAUGCGGCUAAUCUCCAAGUGAUUUCAUGAGGUGCUUGUAUGCUUCAUCUGAAAGCAUUAGUUACAAAAUUCUCAGUGAAUCAAAGUGGAAGAAUGACAGUUAGUAGGUAUGAACUACAACUAUCACUUCAUGUUGUUUUGAGAAUCAUAAGGAUUAGUGAGACAGCUCUUGAAAUUGAACUUUUAUAUCAGGUUACAUGAAAGAUUAGAGAUAACCCUAUCUCAUGACUUGCAAUUCUAAGUUUUGUGUAAAUCAACAACUUAAAUCAUUGGUUUGGAUUGGAUGGCUGUAAUUGAAGAGACGGUUAGAAAAUCGUCUUGUACAUGAUUGUUCUUUUGAAGCAGACAACACAAAUUAGAAGUCAAUAUACAUAAAAUCCCCGUCCAAGAAUUUUGUAUAUUUCUGUCGCUGUUAGCUUUGUUUAGCAGCUUAGUUUUCUGCGUCUGGACUACAUUUUGAGGCAGUCCGACCCCAAAUGUCUAAUAUCAAAAAUUAAAAUUUAAGAUGAUUCUGUUAUUGAUGUUAACCGGCUGCAGGUUGCUUUAUUCUUUUGCAAGAAAUAUACUCAGCAAAAUGAUUCUUUUUUAAGGUGUACUAGGCUUUCAGAUACUGAUUUUUACAUUUACUUGGGUCUCAUUAUAUAUCAGAGUUUACUUAGAUUGAAGUCGUCGAUCAAUUUACGGCAUACUUGAGUUGUAAAAAAAUUGCAGGAUCCUAAGGUCUGACACGGUUGUAGCUUAUACUUCAAGUUCUACUCUUGUGGCAAAAGGAUUUGUUUGUUUAUUUGUUUUAAAGUUGAGUAAAUUAAAGUUUGAACUGUUGAAUCACCUGAAUG
Cajanus cajan (pigeon pea) is the source of this 2352-nucleotide messenger RNA. RefSeq lists its product as uncharacterized. The record is from RefSeq and is a predicted model, not a curated record. NCBI's taxonomy places the organism in Eukaryota, Viridiplantae, Streptophyta, Magnoliopsida, Fabales, Fabaceae.